AUGGCAACGGUUAUGGACAGGAAGACCAAUUUUGUGGUGGUCCUUGUGCAUUGCUAUCUUUCCUUCGCUACUAUCAUAUGCAUGUUUACAUAUGCUCGUGGAAAUCCAAAUGUGCUUUGCAGAGAAAGAGAAAGAGAAGCCCUCCUCACCUUCAAACAAGGUAUCAUAGACCGUUCGAACCAGCUCUCAUCUUGGAUUGGCCACGAGUGUUGUGUGUGGAAAGGAAUUGGUUGUGACAACAUAACUGGGCAUGUCAUCCAUCUAAAUCUUAGAAAUCCAUAUGAUAGUGGUACUGCACAUGAAGCUUUUAGCCAGUCACAGUUGGGUGGGGUGAUAAGUGAUUCUCUCUUGGAAUUAAAGCAUCUUCGCUAUCUGGACCUAAGUGAGAAUCAUUUUGCAGAUUCCCAUAUUCCAAGCUUCUUUGGUUACCUUGGGAAUUUAAGAUAUCUAAGUUUAUCUUGUGCGGGUUUCGUGGGUACAAUUCCUCAUCAGCUGGCAAAUCUCUCCAACUUGCAUUAUCUUGGCAUUCAAGGUUCCCUCCUGCACGUUGAUAACCUUGAAUGGUUAUCUCAUCUUUCUUUGUUGGAAUUCCUCGACAUGAGUUUCGUCAAUCUUAGUAAAGCAUCUAACUGGUUACAGGUGAUGAACUUGCUCCCUUCUCUAUCACAAUUACUCUUGUCUAGUUGUGAACUUGAUAAGUAUGAUCCUAUUCCUUAUGUUAAUUUUUCAUCUCUCUCUGUGCUUGAUCUUUCAGUCAAUCACAACCUCUCUUCCACAAUACUUAACUUGUUAUGCAAUAUAAGUACUCUUGAAAGACUUGAGUUUGCAUAUAAUAACAUUCAAGGUGUACUUCCUAGUGCCAUUGGAUCCCUUUCCCAACUGAUAUCUCUUGACCUCUCAAACAAUGGCCUUGAAGGAAAAUUACCAAGAUCCUUGGGAAAUUUGUGUAAUCUGCAAAAUUUGGAUUUAUCUCACAACAAACUUGGGGGAGGUGUGUAUGAACUCUUGGGAAAUUCUUCCCUUUCCCAACUGAUAUAUCUUGACCUGUCAAACAAUGGCCUUGAAGGAAAAUUGCCAAGAUCCUUGGGAAAUUUGUGUAAUCUGCAACAUUUGGAUUUAUCUCACAACAAACUUGGGGGAGGUGUGUAUGAACUCUUGGGAAAUUCUUCUGCAUGCACAGUAAAAAAUAUGGAGUUUUUAGAUUUGUCUUGGAAUCGACUUUUAGAUACUUUCCCUAAUCAAUUGGGAAAGAAUAAAAAACUGUCUCUUCUUUUUCUUGACUCCAACAUGCUUUCUGGUCCGAUUCCCGUGUCUAUAGAAAAUCUAUCUUCAUUGAGGAUACUUUCUGUCUCUCACAAUAAAUUUAAUGGAACAAUUCCUGUAAGUCUUGGACAUCUUUCAAAUCUUGAAGAGUUAUACAUCUCUGACAAUUUUUUAGAGAGUUUUGUUUCUGACGUGCAUUUUUCCAACCUAACAAAUUUGAAAAUACUUGAAGCCUCUUCAAACUUGUUGACUUUGCAAGUAAGUUUUAAUUGGGUUCCUCCUUUUCAACUUCAAAUUUUAGAGAUGGAAUCAUGGACACUAGGGUCACGAUUUCCUGCAUGGCUUCAAUCACAAAAAGAUCUUCAAGUUUUAAAUUUGUCUAAUACAAGCAUUUCAGGUGUUAUCCCUUCUUGGUUUUGGAGCCUCUGUUCCCAAUUUCUUGUUCUGGAUCUUUCUCAUAACCAAAUUCGUGGCAGUAUUCCAAGUUUAUCUUGUGGAGGAUCAAUCUUUCUUGGUUCAAACAACUUCUUUGGCCCUCUCCCCCAUAUCUCUUCUAGCAUUCAGGGUUUAGAUCUUUCCAAUAACUCAUUUCGUGGAUCUCUUUCUCCCUUCGUUUGUGAACAGAAUGAUAUAAUGAGAGAUCUGUAUUUUCUUGAUCUUUCAAAAAAUCUUUUGUCUGGAGAAGUUCCUGACUGUUGGAUGAACUAUUCUCUAUUAAUGGUGUUAAACUUGGGGAGCAAUAAUCUAACAGGAAAUAUACCGAGUUCCUUGGGUUCUCUCUCUAUGCUUGAGUUUCUAACCUUGAACAAAAACAAUCUGUUUGGACAUUUGCCAUUGUCCCUACAAAAUUGCACACUCCUAAAGAUUGUAGAUCUAAGAGAGAAUCAUUUGUCUGGUAGCUUGUCCAUUUGGUCGGGAAAUAGUUCAGCCAAUCUGAGGGUUCUCGUGCUUCGCUCAAACAAGUUUUAUGGCAGUAUCCCUCAUGAGUUCUGUCACCUUAAAUCGCUUCAAAUCAUGGAUCUGGCACAAAACAAAUUCACAGGACCCAUUCCACGAUGCUUUGGUAAUUUGAGCGCCAUGGUGGGACAAAACCUUGAUAUUAUCGAUAAGGGCAAUUUUUCCUUAAAAGAGGCACUAUAUGGAGAACCAGUAUUGUUGGUAACAAAGGGAACAGAGAAUGAGUAUAGAGAUAUACUUGCUCUCGUCACAAGCAUGGACCUCUCGAGCAACAAUUUGAUUGGAGAAAUCCCGGAUGAACUCACAAGUCUUUACGGCCUACGAUUUUUGAAUUUGUCCAAUAAUCAACUUCAUGGAAAGAUUCCUGAGAAGAUCAAUGCCAUGAAAUUAUUGGAGUCUCUCGAUGUCUCGAUGAAUCAACUCACAGGUGCAAUACCUCAAAGCAUGGCAAGUUUAACAUUCUUGAGUCAUCUAAACUUAUCAUACAACAACUUCUCUGGUAGAAUUCCCUCCGGCACACAGCUUCAGAGCUUUAGUGCACUCUGUUUCAUUGGGAACAACCAUGAUCUUUGUGGACCUCCACUUACUUCUAGAUGCGUUGGAGAUGGCCCAUCCCUUGAGACAACACCAAAUGCUGACGAUGAAGGCAGAGAGGACAGUGGCUGGAUCGACUUGAAGGGGUUUUAUAUUAGCAUGCCAUUUGGAUUUGUAGUGGGGUUUUGGGCUGUCUUUGGUCCAUUAGCAUUCAACAAGGCUUGGAGAUGGGCUUUCUUUAAGUUUUUGGAUGACAUGAAGUAUAAAUUCCUCAACGGUGUUUGA
Messenger RNA from Alnus glutinosa, 3039 nucleotides. RefSeq names its product receptor-like protein EIX2. The transcript has a single exon. Gene Ontology annotation, molecular function: protein binding. The record is from RefSeq and is a predicted model, not a curated record. Lineage: Eukaryota; Viridiplantae; Streptophyta; Magnoliopsida; Fagales; Betulaceae. Bases 1 to 3039 code for a protein of 1012 amino acids.